Messenger RNA from Thermochaetoides thermophila DSM 1495, 5598 nucleotides. Its product is annotated as fatty acid synthase alpha subunit-like protein. Gene Ontology annotation, molecular function: holo-[acyl-carrier-protein] synthase activity; 3-oxoacyl-[acyl-carrier-protein] reductase (NADPH) activity; magnesium ion binding. The record is from RefSeq and is a predicted model, not a curated record. Gene Ontology annotation, biological process: long-chain fatty acid biosynthetic process. NCBI's taxonomy places the organism in Eukaryota, Fungi, Ascomycota, Sordariomycetes, Sordariales, Chaetomiaceae. Gene Ontology annotation, cellular component: fatty acid synthase complex. The transcript is spliced from 3 exons. The coding region runs from base 1 to 5598 and encodes 1865 amino acids.
AUGCGUCCUGAAGUCGAGCAGGAGCUUGCCCACACGCUCCUUGUGGAGCUUCUUGCCUACCAAUUCGCCUCGCCGGUGAGGUGGAUUGAGACUCAAGAUGUUUUCCUGGCCGAGCAGAUGGCCGAGCGCAUUGUCGAAAUUGGCCCCGCGGACACCCUCAGUGUGAUGGCCAAGAGGACUCUCGCCUCCAAGUACGAAGCCUACGACGCUGCCAAGUCUGCUCAGCGCCAGAUUCUGUGCUACAGCAAGGACGCGAAAGAGAUCUACUAUGAUGUCGAUCCGAUUGAGGAGGAGCCCGAGCCCGCUCCGGCUCAGGCUGCUACUCCGACUGCCCCCGCGGCUCCGGCUGCCACCCCUGCUGCGGCGCCGGCCCCGGUCGCUGCCCCGCCACCGCCUGGUGUCGGUCCCGCCGCCCAGGUUCCCGAUGCCCCUGUUACGGCCCUUGAGAUCGUGCGCGCCUUGAUCGCUCAGAAGCUCAAGAAGCCAUACCAAGAAGUGCCUCUUAGUAAGGCUAUCAAAGACCUAGUUGGCGGCAAGUCAACGCUCCAGAAUGAAAUUCUUGGAGAUCUCGGUAAGGAGUUCGGUUCGACGCCCGAGAAGCCGGAAGACACCCCGCUCGAUGAGCUCGGCGCCGCCAUGCAGGCCACCUUUGACGGCAACCUGGGCAAGACUUCUCAGGGCCUUAUCGCCCGUCUUAUCUCGUCCAAGAUGCCUGGUGGCUUCAACAUUACAACAGCACGCAAGUACCUAGAGACGAGGUGGGGUUUGGGUCCGGGUCGCCAAGAUGGUGUGCUCCUGUUGGCUAUCACCAUGGAGCCCCCAUCGCGCCUCGGAUCAGAGGCGGAUGCCAAGGCCUUCCUGGACGAUGUCUCCCAGAAGUAUGCCGCCAACGCCGGCAUCAGCCUGUCUACGGCUGCGGCUGCUGGCCCGGCUGCCGGCGCUGGUGGCGGCAUGCUGAUGGAUCCUGCCGCUCUGGAAGCCCUCACGAGCGACCAAAAGGCUCUGUUCAAGCAGCAGCUGGAGCUCAUUGCCAGAUACCUUAAGCUUGAUAUUCGUGCAGGAGACAAGGCCUACCAGGCCUCUCAGGAGUCGGCCAAGGUCCUGCAGUCCCAGCUUGACCUGUGGCUUGCUGAGCACGGAGACUUCUACGCAUCGGGUAUUGAACCGGUUUUCAGCCCGCUGAAGGCCCGUGUCUACGACUCCUCAUGGAACUGGGCGCGCCAGGAUGCCUUGAGCAUGUACUAUGAUAUUAUCUUUGGCAGGCUCAAGACGGUCGACCGCGAGAUCGUCAGUCAGUGCAUUCGGAUCAUGAAUCGCGCUAAUCCGACGCUCCUGGAGUUCAUGCAGUACCACAUCGACAACUGCCCCACGGAUCGUGGCGAGACGUACCAGCUUGCCAAGGAACUCGGUGCUCAACUCAUUGAGAACUGCAAGGAGGUUCUCAAUGCCAACCCCGUGUACAAGGAUGUCGCCAUUCCUACCGGCCCGAAGACCACCAUUGAUGCCCGCGGCAACCUGAAGUACGAGGAAGUCCCUCGGCCCAGCUGCCGCAAGCUGGAGCAUUAUGUGCAACAGAUGGCGGCUGGAGGCAAGAUCUCGGAAUAUGGUAACCGGAUCAAGGUCCAGAACGACCUCGCUAAGAUUUACAAGUUGAUUAAGCAGCAGCACAAGCUCCCCAAAACGUCGCAGCUGGAGAUCAAGGCCCUGUACAGCGACAUCAUCCGUGCCCUGCAAAUGAACGAGAACCAGAUUCUCGGUCAGACGAACGGCAAGAGCCUUGGCCUGCCCAAAAAGGGCAAGCCCAAGGCCAAAACCGAGACUAUCCCGUUCCUUCACCUGCGUAAGAAGAGUGUCAUGGGCUGGGAGUACAACAAGAAGCUUACCAGCCUGUACCUUGACUGCCUGGAGAAAGCUGCUCGUGAUGGUCUCACCUUUGCCGGGAAGUACGCCCUCAUGACGGGUGCCGGUGCCGGUUCCAUCGGUGCCGAGGUGCUCCAGGGUCUCAUCAGCGGCGGCGCCCAUGUCAUUGUUACGACCAGCCGCUACUCCCGCGAGGUCACCGAGUACUACCAGUCCAUGUACUCCCGCUAUGGUGCUCGCGGCUCCCAGCUCGUCGUCGUGCCUUUCAACCAGGGUAGCGUGCAGGACGUCAACGCCCUCGUUGAGUACAUCUACGACACCAAAAACGGUCUCGGCUGGGAUCUUGACUACAUCGUGCCGUUCGCCGCCAUUUCCGAGCAGGGUCGCCAGAUCGAUGGCAUUGACUCCAAAUCCGAGCUGGCCCAUCGUAUCAUGCUGACCAACCUUAUUCGUCUGCUUGGUGCUGUCAAGACACAGAAGGCCAGCCGCGGUUACGAGACUCGUCCCGCGCAGGUCAUCCUGCCUCUCUCGCCCAACCAUGGUACUUUCGGCAGCGACGGUCUGUACUCCGAGUCAAAGCUUGGUCUUGAGACUCUCUUCAACCGCUGGGAAUCUGAGAACUGGAGCAACUACCUCACCAUCUGCGGGGCCAUCAUCGGCUGGACUCGUGGGACAGGUCUCAUGUCUGGCAACAACAUUGUUGCGGAGGCUGUCGAGAAGUUUGGCGUUCGCACGUUCUCGCAACAGGAAAUGGCGUUCAACCUGCUGGGUUUGAUGGCGCCAACCAUCGUUGACCUCUGCCAGAACGAGCCCGUCUGCGCCGAUUUGAAUGGCGGUCUACAGUUCAUUCCGAACCUGAAUGAGCUGAUGACCAGAGAGCGCAAGAACCUCACCGAGACCAGCGAGAUCCGCCAGGCUGUCACAAAGGAGACGGCUGCCGAGAAUAAGGUCGUCAACGGCGAGGCCUCUGAGGCUCUUUACAAGAAGAAGAUCAUUGAGCGUCGGGCCAACAUCAAGUUCGACUUCCCUCCCCUUCCCGAUUGGAAGAAGGACAUCCAGCCCCUCAAUGACAAGCUUAAAGGCAUGGUCGAUCUCGAAAAAGUUAUCGUUGUCACCGGGUUCGCCGAGGUCGGCCCGUGGGGCAAUUCCCGUACUCGCUGGGAGAUGGAAGCCUAUGGAGAAUUCUCGUUAGAGGGCUGCAUCGAGAUGGCGUGGAUCAUGGGCCUCAUCAAGAACUACAAUGGUCUCAUCAAGGGCAAGCCGUACUCGGGCUGGGUUGAUGCCAAGACUGGCGAGCCUGUAGAUGACAAGGACGUCAAGCCCAAGUACGAGAAGUACAUCCUGGAGCACUCUGGCAUUCGUCUCAUCGAGCCUGAGUUGUUCGGUGGCUACGAUCCUAACAAGAAGCAGCUGCUGCACGAGGUCGUCAUCCAGGAGGAUCUGGAUCCCUUCCAGUGCUCCGCUGAGACGGCCGAGCAGUUCAAGCGCGAGCACGGGGAUAAGGUCGAGAUCUUCGAGAUUCCUGAAUCGGGCGAGUACACAGUCCGCUUCAAGAAGGGUGCGACUCUUUGGAUCCCCAAGGCGCUGCGCUUCGACCGUCUCGUCGCCGGCCAAAUCCCGACCGGUUGGGACGCCAAGCGCUAUGGUAUCCCAGACGACAUCAUCCAGCAGGUCGACCCUGUCUGCCUGUUCGUGCUCGUCUCCACCGUUGAGGCUCUCUUGUCCUCGGGUAUCACCGACCCGUACGAGUUCUACAAGUAUGUCCACGUCUCGGAGCUAGGCAACUGCAUCGGGUCUGGUAUGGGUGGCGCGACAGCUCUUCGUGGCAUGCAUCGCGACCGCUUCCUCGACAAGCCGCUUCAGAAUGACAUCCUCCAGGAGUCUUUCAUCAACACCAUGUCGGCUUGGGUGAACAUGCUUUUGCUUUCUUCGUCUGGUCCGAUCAAGACACCUGUUGCUGCCUGCGCCACGGCCGUCGAGUCCGUCGACGUUGGUGUCGAGACCAUAUUGGAGGGCAAGGCCCGCAUCUGCCUGGUCGGCGGUUUUGACGACUUUGGUGAGGAGGGCUCUUACGAGUUCGCCAACAUGAAGGCGACCAGCAACGCUGUCGACGAGUUUGCCCACGGCCGCACCCCUCAGGAGAUGUCUCGCCCGACAACCACUACCCGCAAUGGUUUCAUGGAGUCUCAAGGUUCUGGUGUCCAGGUCAUCAUGACUGCCAAGCUUGCGCUCGAGAUGGGCGUCCCCAUCUACGGUAUUCUGGCGCUCACGACCACUGCGUCGGACAAGAUCGGCCGUUCCGUCCCGGCUCCCGGCCAGGGUGUUCUCACGACGGCCCGCGAGCAUCGCGGCAAGUUCCCGUCGCCCUUGCUUGACAUCAACUACCGUCGCCGCCAGAUCGAACGCCGCACUAAGCAGGUCAUGGAGGAGAAGGAGGCUGAGUUCGAGUACCUGGCUGCUGAGAUCGAGGCUCUCAAGGCCGAAGGUCGUCCUCAGAGCGAGAUUGAGGAGUAUGCCGCGCACAGGGCUGCUCACAUCGAGAAGACGGCCGAGAAGCAAGCUAAGGAGAUUCUCCGCAGCUUUGGCAACUUCUUCUGGAAGAAUGAUCCGACGAUCGCUCCUCUUCGCGGUGCACUCGCCGUAUGGGGUCUUACGAUCGAUGACCUCGAUGUUGCUUCGUUCCACGGCACAUCGACUAAAGCCAACGACAAGAACGAGUCGUCGGUCAUUUGCCAGCAGCUUGCUCACCUUGGCCGCAAGAAGGGCAAUGCCGUCCUAGGUAUCUUCCAGAAGUACCUCACCGGCCAUCCCAAGGGUGCCGCUGGUGCCUGGAUGCUUAACGGUUGCCUGCAGGUGCUCAACACAGGUCUCGUGCCUGGCAAUCGCAACGCCGACAAUGUGGACAAGGUCAUGGAGCAGUUCGACUACAUCGUGUACCCGAACCGCAGCAUCCAGACCGAUGGUAUCAAGGCUUUCUCGGUCACCUCGUUCGGUUUCGGCCAGAAGGGAGCCCAGUGCAUUGGUGUGCACCCCAAGUAUCUGUACGCCACGCUGGAUGAACAGACGUACAACGAGUACUGCACCAAGGUCCAGGCCCGCCAGAAGAAGGCGUACCGCUAUUUCCACAACGGCCUCAUCAACAACACGCUGUUCCAGGCCAAGGAGAAGGCGCCGUACACCGAUGAGCAGCUUAGCGCUGUUCUCCUGAACCCUGAUGCUCGUGUUGUUGAGGACAAGAAGACGGGCCAGCUCAUCUUUCCUCCCAACUUCAUGAAGCUGUCGGAGAAAACGCAGGCUGCGGCGCAGCCCAAGGUGUCUCUGGAAUCGGUGCUCAGCCGCGAGGCUAGGCGCCUCGAGAGCGUAAACACGCGGGUCGGUGUCGAUGUGGAGGACAUCUCUGCUAUUAACACGGAUAACGACACUUUCCUCGACCGCAACUUCACGGAGGCUGAGCAAAAGUACUGCCUAGCGUCCAAGAGUGGUCGGUCGCCGCAGAAGGCGUUUGCCGGCCGCUGGACUGCAAAGGAAGCCGUGUUCAAGGCUCUUGGUGUGUCUAGCAAGGGUGCGGGCGCUGCACUCAAGGACAUCGAGAUCCUAGUAGACGAAAACGGCGCCCCCACUGUAUCACUGCAUGGUGCUGCGGCAGAGGCGGCCAAGAAGGCGGGCAUCAAGAGCGUGAGCGUGUCUAUCUCUUACACGGACAGCCAAGCUGCAGCGAUUGCGACAGCGCAGCUGUGA